UCUCCUCCUCUGCCCCUGCCCCUGCCCCUGCCCGUCCAUUCAGGUUCCGUCCUUUUCCUCUCGCUUCGACUACCUGUCACUGCCCGCUUUCACUCUCUCUCUGUUUUCCAAACCAAAUACAGUCCCACCGCCAGCAGAUCGAUCAGAUCUGAGGCCGCAAGCCUCGAAAACCCUAUCUUCAAGUACGAUCUCGGAUACAUGGCGGCAGUGGAAGCACAGAAUCCUCUUGUUGGAGAUACUACUUGUGGUUCUCUGCUGCAGCAAUUGCAGCAAAUUUGGGAUGAGGUUGGUGAGAGUGAUGAGGAACGGGACAAGAUGCUUCUUCAGUUAGAGCAAGAGUGUUUGGAUGUCUACAAGAGGAAGGUUGACCUGGCUGCAAGGUCCCGGGCACAACUUCUUCAGGCACUCGCAGAUGCCAAAGUUGAACUCUCCGGUCUUCUAUCUGCUCUUGGGGAGAAAACUUUUGUUGGAAUUCCUGAGAAGGCUUCAGGAACAAUAAAUGAACAACUUGCAGCUAUUGCACCGGUUCUGGAACAGCUAUGGAAACAGAAAGAGGAGAGAAUAAAGGAGUUUUAUGACGUACAAUCACAGAUACAGAAGAUAUGUGGAGAGAUUGUGGGGACUAGUGAGCAGGCGGGGAGUCCUGUAGUUGAUGAGGCUGACCUGUCGCUGAAGAAGUUGGAUGAGUUUCAAUCUCAGCUCCAAGAACUGCUCAAGGAAAAGAGUGAUAGGUUGCACAAGGUACUUGAGUUUGUAAGUACCGUGCAUGAUCUUUGUGCUGUCCUUGGGAUGGACUUCUUCAGUACAGUAACAGAAGUUCAUCCUAGCUUAAAUGACUCGACUGGCAUGCAAUAUAAAAGCAUUAGCAAUGAUACCCUAUCUAGGCUGGCUAAGACGGUCUCAGCUCUUAAAGAAGAUAAGAAGCAGAGGUUGCAAAAGCUUCAAGAAUUAGCAACUCAGCUAAUUGAUCUUUGGAAUUUAAUGGAUACCCCUGAAGAAGAACGGAGUUUGUUUGAUCAUGUUACCUGUAACAUAUCAGCUUCAGUAGAUGAAGUGACCGUCCCUGGAGCUCUUGCCUUGGAUUUGAUAGAGCAGGCUGAGGUGGAAGUUGAAAGGCUAGAUCAGUUAAAGGCUAGCAGGAUGAAGGAAAUUGCUUUCAAAAAGCAAGCGGAACUUGAGGAGAUCUUUGCACUUGCCCAUAUUGAAAUUGAUUCACAGGCUGCCCGAGAAAAGAUUAUGGAUAUGAUUGACUCUGGAAGUGUCGAGCCAUCAGAGUUACUUGCUGACAUGGAUAACCAGAUAGUAAAGGCAAAGGAAGAGGCUCUUAGCAGGAAAGAAAUAUUGGAUAAGGUUGAGAAAUGGAUGUCAGCUUGUGAAGAAGAGAGUUGGCUUGAAGACUAUAAUAGGGAUGAAAACCGGUACAAUGCAAGUAGAGGUGCACACUUGAAUCUCAAGCGGGCUGAAAAAGCUCGUAUUCUUGUCAACAAAAUUCCAGCUCUUGUGGACACGUUGGUUGCAAAAACUCGGGCAUGGGAAGAGGAUCAUGGUGAAUCAUUUGCAUAUGAUGGUGUUCCUCUUCUGGCGAUGCUGGAUGAAUACGCCAUGCUAAGGCAAGAAAGAGAAGAAGAGAAGCGAAGGCUAAGGGAUCAGAAAAAGUUCCAUGAACAGCUAAACACGGAACAAGAAGCCAUCUUCGGUGCAAGGCCGAGCCCCGGGCGACCAAGUCUUGGUUCGAAAAAGGUGGUGGGACCACGCACAAAUGGGGGUGCUAAUGGAACACCUAGACGCUUGUCGCUUCAAAGCGGGACGAGGUCCAUAAACAAGGACGGGAAGAGGGACAACACCAGGCCGGUUGCUCCCGUGAACUACGUCGCCAUAUCGAAAGAAGAUUCGGCCUCCCAUGUGUCUGGCUCGGACGCAGUUCCAACUUCGCCCUAACCCAUGAAGAAUAAGAAAGAGAGAGAGAGAGAGAGAGAGAGAGAGAUGUGUAGGUUAAUAGUGUUGUGAUUUUGGUGCUGGUUUCUUUAGUUGGUUUUAGCCAUGCAAGGGAUACUUGUUUGAACAGACAGUGAGUGAGUAGUGGCGUAGUGGAUGAUGAUGGAUGCGUGGUAGAGACAGCGACGACUGGUUGCUAUAAUUGUAUUCAUCAGAUUCAGAA
Diospyros lotus (date-plum) is the source of this 2158-nucleotide messenger RNA. RefSeq names its product 65-kDa microtubule-associated protein 1. The transcript has 10 exons. Lineage: Eukaryota; Viridiplantae; Streptophyta; Magnoliopsida; Ericales; Ebenaceae. The record is from RefSeq and is a predicted model, not a curated record. Gene Ontology annotation, molecular function: microtubule binding. Gene Ontology annotation, biological process: microtubule cytoskeleton organization; cytokinesis by cell plate formation. Gene Ontology annotation, cellular component: cytoplasm; spindle. The coding region runs from base 199 to 1938 and encodes 579 amino acids.